AUGGCAAGCCGGAGUCAAUCCCUCAGAAAAUUGAUCGCAUCGACGCGGCAAGUGACAAAGCCGGCCCAAACUUGUCAGCGCCAAUUUCAGACGCGAUGCCUGCACGCGACGUCGGCACGGCGGACUGAUGGUGUGUUCAGGGGGUUGACGGAUGGUCGUUUGCCCACCCCGUGGAUAGAAGCAUGGCGGAAACAGCAAGAGGGCGAGAGUACGGCUUCUUCCGAGGCCAAGCCGCAUGAGCGUGACACGACUCCCAAGAAGAUGAGCGACAGCUAUCAUCGUGUAGUGCUACCACUUGGCCAGGAUCCUUGGUUAUCUGAUACAUAUAUCAACUCGUCAGGGCAUAUCCGUCUCGGUACGAUAUUCAUGGACUUGGACGCGCUAUCAGGUAUCAUUGUCUAUAAACAUACUGGCCCUGGCGUCACCACAGUCACUGCCGCCCUGGACCGAAUCACUUUAUCCCAUCCCCUGACCGAAAUAUGCGAUCUUGAAUAUAGUGGACAAGUUACUUAUGCUACAGGCAGAAGUAGCGUAGAGAUUACGUGUAAAGUAGCAAGAGCAAGAGCCGAAGGAGAACCCAGCAGGCCAGAAGAUGUACUGCUUACUUGCACAUUCACCAUGGUUGCAUUGGAUCCGGAAACCAGAAAGCCGGUCAACGUUCCCGCUCUCGAAUACGACACGCCUGAAGAGGAGAGGGCCUUUAGAGCUGGAGAGGCGAAAGCGUUGGCCAAGAAGGAGCAUAGGAAGAUUUCCCUGCUGUCUACCGAACCGGACGACCCAGAGUCAGCUUUGAUACAUAAGAUAUGGCUGAAGCAAGUUCAAUAUCACGACCCGAAUGAUGGGCUUCGGCAACCCAAGAAUGUUAUUAGCAUGGGGAGAACACGACUGUCCACAGCAACGAUCAUGCAGCCGCAAUAUAGGAAUCGCCAUCAGACUAUGAUAUUUGGAGGCUACCAUCUGAAGCAGACGUUCGAGCUUGCUUUCUGCUGUGCUGCCAGUUUCGCACAUGCGCGACCUACAUUUAUUAGUGCAGAUCCCUGCACAUUCAAAAACCCGGUCCCGGUAGGCAGCGUGCUGUACCUAACCGCAACCGUCGCCUACACGGAUCCACCAUUGCUCGAGGAAGAUGGCAGUGAGCCAGGCCAGAAAGAUGCAGAGAAUCCAGUGACAAGGGUUCAUGUGCGAGUAGAUAGCAAAGUGAGGGAUGUUGAACAUGGUAACGCGAGACCGACGGGCCAAUUCAACUACACAUUCUCGGUCCCAAAGUCGAUCAAGGUUAUGCCCUCUACAUACCAAGAAAUGAUGAUGUACGUCGACGCACGGCGACGUGUGAGGCAGGGGGAUAUCCAACAACAGCAGGAGCAAACAGGGUCAGAAAAAGAACGCAAGCAGUUGGCGAAUGGCUCAAAUCUCACAGAAUGA
Truncatella angustata is the source of this 1422-nucleotide messenger RNA. Its product is annotated as HotDog domain-containing protein. Gene Ontology annotation, cellular component: mitochondrion. Bases 1 to 1422 code for a protein of 473 amino acids. Gene Ontology annotation, molecular function: fatty acyl-CoA hydrolase activity. The transcript is spliced from 2 exons. Gene Ontology annotation, biological process: acyl-CoA metabolic process. NCBI's taxonomy places the organism in Eukaryota, Fungi, Ascomycota, Sordariomycetes, Amphisphaeriales, Sporocadaceae. The record is from RefSeq and is a predicted model, not a curated record.